AUGACAGAGGCAGAUCCGAAAAGAAUUCAUACUUUGCUUCGUGAAUUACAGAAUUUAAUUAAAAAUGCACAGGAACAAUGGGGCGUCACAUUAACGGGACAGGGAGCCAUUAACGACAAGCUUAAAGCAUUUACUCCAAUUGCUAAUGCUGUUCAUCCACUUGGACCUGUUAAUAUAGUCGGUUUAUCUACAGAAUUCUCGCAGAAGAUUGCUUCGAUACGCUCGACAAUAUCUAAUUUUCGAAAUACAACUAUACAAGAUAUAUCACAACUCAAUUUGAGUAUUGGAUCUGAUUCGUUAUUAAAAAAAUAUCAAUAUACUUUAAAGGAAGAAUCAAAUAAUCUCAAUACGGUUUCAGAAGUUCGAGAUAAUAUCAAGAUCUGCAAAGAGUUAGCUUUAGAUAUAUGUCAAGAUAGCCAGGACACAUUUAAAUUCGUAAUCCAAGAGACAAGUACUUUUUGUAAACAACUCGGACUUAAAGUGUGGGACGCAGAACGAAGUCAUGGUUCCACUCUUACAUUAUCGAUAAGUGGAUCUAUUUUCGUAAUGGAUAUCAAAUUUGAUGAGACAACGCAUAAAAUAGUUCAAGUCAUAAUUACUUACACGCACACACCCAAAGAUGAUAAUCGCAUUGACAAUUUGCUGACACUACAAUUGAGUUCUGCUUUGGCUGGAGAUAUCCAAAAAAUAUUAACUGAUGGGCACGGAAUUCCAUUGUUUCAUGUGGAGCGAGUUGGUCCUUCAAUUGCUUAUUGGGCACCUAAGUACCGCAUUAGUGAAACAGAUUGGAAUAAUGUUAAGGAUAUUAUUGUGAAAGGUGAUAGCUGUGAGAGUCUCAGUUCAUUCUAUCAAUUAUGGGUUAUGAUGGAAGAGUCACGAUCAAGAAAUACUUUUUUACCCAUCGAAAGAAAUCAUUAUUUAAUCGAAGAAAACGAUAAUGAAUUUGAGUUGUUAGAAAGUUAUGACUUCAUGCCCCAAGAUCUUACGUUUCCACUGCUUCCAACACCACUGAAGUUCUUACAGCAGCCAAAGGAUGGUUCACAAACGUCCGCAAACAUACAAUUUGUUUUAUGGCUUUUUCCACCAGUGUACGUUACAGACACAGUAGCCAAAGAAAUUGAAGAUUUGGCAGGAUUUUUUGGGAGCAGAAUCAUGACAGAUGAUCCUAAAAGUUUGUCUCUGGAACAACUUUUGAUAUCAGAUAUAAUUCCGCCGGCUAAGAUGACUCGCGGAUCAGCUAUGGAUAUUAGUUGGGAAAAAAAAUUUGAAGAUUCUCCCUAUAUUCAAAUGUAUACUCUAGACAUGAAACACACAAAUGCUAAAAAAAUCGAGCGUAUUCCUUUCAUUUACCCUUUUCAAAUAUUUAGUUAUAUUGAGAUAUUACGCCAACAACUUGUUUAUAAUGCUCUAUUUCAAAGCUGUUUUAACUCUUCUACUUAUUGUCCACAACAAAGUUCAUCAAAAUCAUCUGCCACCACUUUCGAAGUUAAUUCUAAUACAACAAAAGUUAAAGUUAAGGUUCAAACAACAAAUCCACCUCUUUUAUUAUCUGUAUCUUUUCAGUUACCAGAUACUAUGACAGACGUCUUACUGCAAAUUAAUAUUUUGCGAGAUUGUCAACUUUAUGUUAUUUCCCAAAAUCAACUUUGGGAAGAUAAGGGCAAUACUGAUACAGUUUUAACUCAAACGUUACAACUAUGUCACGAUGUGCCGGUUUUGGUGAAAUGGAUACUUAAUACAUCAGUUAAUGAUUUUAAAUCGAUUAAAGAGGAGGACUUAAUGGAACUUUGA
Dentiscutata erythropus is the source of this 1791-nucleotide messenger RNA. Lineage: Eukaryota; Fungi; Glomeromycota; Glomeromycetes; Diversisporales; Gigasporaceae. The record is from the annotation of a GenBank genome assembly.